This is a messenger RNA of Patiria miniata (bat star), 13129 nucleotides long. RefSeq names its product unconventional myosin-XV-like. The transcript has 52 exons. Lineage: Eukaryota; Metazoa; Echinodermata; Asteroidea; Valvatida; Asterinidae. Gene Ontology annotation, molecular function: cytoskeletal motor activity; protein binding; ATP binding. Bases 348 to 9509 code for a protein of 3053 amino acids. The record is from RefSeq and is a predicted model, not a curated record. Gene Ontology annotation, cellular component: myosin complex; cytoskeleton.
UCAGUACCGUCUGCUAUCUGCUCCAGCUGCAUGUUUGAUGCAUGCCCUCGGUGAUUACAUGAUCAUGUAACUUAUUAAUAAACAGAUGUGCUGCUUCGCUACAACUACAAGUCUUGAGUGCAUCCUUUGAAUAAAAAUCUCAUCGACUCUCACCAGACAGCUAGACCGGGCUCGUACCCAGCUCAUCAGCGGAACAUAUCACCAUCCAUCAGCGUCUGAUUAUCCGAGAUUCCCCCACUCCCCCACUCCCCCCUCCAUCCCAUCCUAAAAGAUGCCUUCAGCUUCGUCGCCUGCCAGUUGAUGUAGCCUGAGUAAUUGAUACAUCACUGCCAUUGACGAUAAUCGCGAUGGAGUUGGGUACCCCAGUGUGGUUUGACUCCGGAGGGGAGUACCCCCUCCCAGGCAGGGUGACAGAGACGUAUGGAGGGGAAGCAGAGGGCGUCCAAGUACAGUGUGUACUGGACGAAAAGAUGUACACUGUCUCAAAACCCAAAGAGCGUAUCAGAAUACGACACGAUGCAUUGGAGAUCCAACACAUUGAUGACAUGAUACAGCUAAGAGAUCUCCAUGAAGGCGCCAUUCUCUUCAAUCUGAAGACCAGAUUUGACAAGGGACUCAUCUAUACGUACACAGGAAGCAUAUUGGUUGCCGUCAACCCGUACAAACUCUUUGACAUCUACGGCAUUGAUACAGUCAAGAAGUAUGAAGGCAAGCCACUCGGACAGCUCCUUCCCCACCUGUUUGCCAUCGGCAACAGUGCCUACACCCGCAUGAUGCAGACAGACAAGAACCAGUGUGUUAUCAUCAGUGGAGAGAGCGGGGCCGGCAAAACAGAGAGCACUAAACUCAUCAUGCAGUACCUGGCAGCUGUCAAUAAGUCCCCAUCAAAUCUCACCACAGAGCAGAUUUUGGAGGCCAAUCCUUUGCUGGAAUCCUUCGGCAAUGCCAAGACGGUGAGAAAUGACAACUCCAGUCGCUUUGGCAAAUACACAGAAGUCUUCUUCAGGAGGGGAGUCAUCAAUAGUGCUAAAACAACAGAUUACCUUCUGGAGAAGUCCAGGAUAGUGCACCAGGGUCCGGACGAGAGAAACUACCACGUCUUCUACGAGCUCCUGGCGGGCCUGUCUUCCCCAGAGGCUGCCAAGUACGGCCUGCGCACUGCCGACCGCUACCACUUCCUGAACCAGGGCGGCAGCUGUCGCAUCGAGGGCAAAGACGACGGGGAGGACUUCUACCGUCUGGUCUCGGCCAUGGAGGUGAUGCGGUUCAGCCCCUCGGAGCAGGAUAUCAUCUUCGGCAUACUGGCCUCCAUACUGCAUCUUGGCAACCUCAACAUGAACGUUGGACAAAAUGACAAACUCGUCAUCCAGAAUGAGAAUGAACUCGGCCUGGCUGCCAAGUUCCUGUACCUUCGCCUGGAGGAAUUGGAGAGAGCCAUACUGUUCAGACUCACUGAGACAAGAGGAGAGCGCAUAUUAACCCCACGCACCUUGCAGCAAGCCAUAGAGGCAAGGAAUGGAAUCGCCAAGUCCCUGUACUCUUCCCUGUUUUCCUGGCUGGUCAAGAGCAUCAACACCAUCGUGGGUAACGUCGGCACAAUGAGUUCCAUUGCCAUCCUUGACAUCUUCGGAUUUGAGGUCUUCCAAACCAACAGCUUUGAGCAGAUGUGCAUCAAUUAUGCAAAUGAGCACCUGCAGUACUUCUUCAACAAGCACAUCUUCAUGCUGGAACAGCAAGAGUAUUUGAAGGAGAAGAUUCCCUGGACCAGCAUUGAAUUCAAGGACAACCAGCAGUGCAUUGACAUGAUUGGCAAGAGACCGUUUGGUGUCAUACACAUACUGGAUGAUGAGAGCAGCUUCCCUAAUAGUUCGGACAAAUCCUUCAUGGACAAGUGCCACUACCAGCACAUGGGUAACACCUGCUACAGCCGGGCCAAGGUGCCCUCCAUGCAGUUCAGCAUCAAGCAUUUCGCCGGUCUGGUCACCUACGACAUGGUGGGAUUCCUGGAGAAGAAUCGGGACGUGCUCAAGCCGGAGGUGGUCGACAUGUUCAUCAACAGCCACUCACAGUUCAUCUCGGACAUCUUUGAGUCCCUGAGACGCCAGGAGGAGCAGAAGGCCAUGAUGAUGAGCAGCGUGAGAGGAAACAACAGCAUGAGGAAGAUGCGGGCCUCAACCGUGGCGACGCGCUUCAAUGAGUCACUGCUGGAACUCAUCAACACCAUGGGCAAGUGCAACCCGUUCUUUGUGCGUUGCAUCAAGCCAAACAGCGAUAAGGCACCCAUGGAGUUUGACGAGGGUCUGGUCCUGGAGCAGCUGCGCUACUCAGGCAUGCUGGAGACCAUCUCCAUCCGCAAGAUGGGCUUCCCUAUACGCAUGGCCUUCCUGCACUUUGCCAACAGGUACCGCUUCCUGAUGGGCCCAGUAUCCUUCAAGUCUACCGUCAAGGAAACCUGCCGCAUCAUCUUAUCCAAGGCUGAGCAGAAUGACGGCAAAGACUACGUGAUUGGAACCUCAAAGGUCUUCAUGCGAGAAUCCCUUGAGACCUCCCUAGAGCAUCAGCGUUCCCGCGUCAUCCGCCACGCGGUCGUCACCAUCCAGAAAUGGGUGCGGCGCUUCCAGACCAGGCAGCGCUACCUGCGACAGAGGGAUGCCGUCAUCCUGAUCCAGGCACAGAUCAAGGGAAGGAGAGAGAGAGGGCGGUACAUCAAGGGCAGGCGGGGCAUGAUCCGACUACAGGCGUUGCAUAGGGGCAGGAUGCAGAGGAGACGAUACCAGCAGAUGCGCAUCCAUCACAAGAGGAUGAUGGAAGACCGAGCCCUGCGAGAGGCUGAAGAGCGUCUGCGGAUGCAGGCAGAUGCCGCCAGGAGGGCCGAGGAGGAGGAACGCAUCGCCAUGAGGUCCGACAUCUCCCUCCUAGAGAUCCCCAUGGAGCUGGCUGUCUGUAUGGAGAAGCUGGCUGGAUGGUCCAACCCCCACGGCGAGAGGAACCUGAACAAGACCGUGGGUCAGGUGGCUCACCAGGACUACAUGUUCAGCUUCCCACUGGACGUGGACGAGUACCCGCUGUCCAAAUACGUCCACAUCUACUUCAAGACUCCUCAUUUCGGUGCCGCCAUCGAGCCCAUCAACACGGGCUUCCACAAGCUUAAUGAGAUGGAGGACCAAGAGGCUGUAGCCAUCUUCAAACUCAUCCUGCGCUUCAUCUUGGAGGAAGGGCUCAGUAAGGACAGGGAGCUGCUCAUCGGCAACUACAUCGUCCAAAAGGGAAUCGGCAACAAAGCCCUACGGGAUGAGAUCUACUGCCAGCUCUGCAACCAGACCUGGAAGAAUGCCGCGCCCCAAGCCCAAGAGAGAGCCUGGCUGCUCAUGGCUAACCUGAUGAGUGCCUUCCCACCCUCCAAGAGAUUCUACAAGUAUCUCCUCAAGUAUGUCUCAGAUCACGCCUGGGACGGCUACAAGUCCUACUGCCACCAGAAGCUCCUGCUCUGCGACACCCAGGCCCUGGAGUUCCUGAUCCCCCGGACCUACCCGCCGUGCUUCCUGGAAUGGAAGGCCAACCGUCAGCGCUGCAACAUGGCCCUGGUUGCUGAGCUACCUGACGGGGAGGAGGUCACCGUCAUGGCCGACUCGUGGAGCACGGGGGAGGACUUUGCCAGGAGUGCGCUCCAGAAAAAGGGAAUCACCAAGGCCUGUCACGGCUGGUCCGUCUACGUGAUGGAGGACAAGACUCGCUCAGAGCUCUCGGGCUAUGACUACAUCAUGGAUCUCAUCUCCGAGAUGGAGAUCCCCCCCGACUUUCCCGUCCGCGAGUCCCAGUUCCUGGUCUCCUCCGAAACGGUGCACGACAGGUUGCCCAAUAGAAAGUUCAAGGUGCUCCGAAAUAAUUUGGCUCAGAUUGACGCCUUACUGGAGAUGGACCCCGCGGCCCUGAAUGCCCACAUCCCUCCCCCGCCCACUGGGCCCCCUCCACCCGUACCCAAGACCUCACCCAGCAAGCCACCAGCCCCUCCUGCGCCCCCACCACCCCCGCCACCCACCGUGGGCAGCGGCUUGGGGGUCGAGUCCAGGCAGAAGAGACCGUCGACUAGCUCCAGACCUCGGAGUGAGGACGUGGAGUAUGCGUCGACGUUCUUCAAUCCCGGGGAGCGGUGGUCUAGUAAGCCUGUAUUCCCCGGCAACAUUCACAUCCCGGAGCCGGACUAUGACCUACCACCAGAGGAGGAUCAGAGGUACAAUGUCUAUGACGACACUGAUAUCGGUCCAUCGAGCCCCAUCCAUCCAACCUUGAACUCAGAUGGCAGCGAUAACGAGAGUGACCAGAAUCACAACGUGGCCCGACAGAUCAGGGCUGUGUCGGUACCCAACAGUGGCUCCAGACACAGACUGGACGACUACGUGGACAGGCUGUUCAAUCCAGUCCUUGAGAUGAACGGAGCUGCAGACCUCGCCAAUGCGGCCAAGGUCAACAAGGCCCUGAGGGGCGGGGGGAGAGGCCCCGCCCCCAGCCCCACCCCUCCUCCGUUGUUUGUGCCUCCUCCCCCACAGCUGUCAACUGGUCUUCCACCCUCACCAAUGGCUAUGCCAGGUUUCCCCUCCAUGGCUACCACUCCUGCGUACACACCAGGAAUGUUGCAGCCAACACUGCCCACUGUACCGGCCCACAUGCCCGCCGCAAUGCCGGCCGCAAUGCCCAUGACAGUGCCUAUGAUGCCACACCAGCCUACCCUUUUCGAGGCAGCCAUACAGCAGCAGCAACAGCAGGCUGCUGCACAGCAAGCUGCUGCCCAACAAGUAGCGGCUCAACAGGCCGCUGCACAGCAUCUUGCGGCCCAGCAGGCUGCCUCACAGCAACUUGCAGCUCAACAAGCAGCUGCACAACAACUGGCAGCACAGCAGGCAGUAGCCCAACAGGUCGCUGCCCAGCAAGCGGCGGCUCAGCAGGCAGCGGCUCAGCAGGCAGCGGCCCAGCAGGCAGUUGUACAUCAGGCGGUGCAGCAGCACCAGCAGCGACAGCAGCAAGAGGCCAUGAUGCAGCACCAGGCAGCUUAUCACCAGCAGACAAUAAUGGCCCAGCAGGUGCAGUUGCAACAGCAGCAACAGAUGCUACAGGACAUACAUUCAAAACUCUCCGCCACCACACCCGCGUCUGAUACCGGCUCUCUGAAAAGUUCCCUGGCCAAGAGCCACGAUGCCCGGAAUCAAUCAUCCAGUAAGGGUAGUCCACCGCCAUCUCCACUGAGAAAGAAGAACCUCCACUUCUCAAACCAAGUGGUGAACAUCCCCAGAGAGUCUUCCGAGCAGGCCAACACUGGCCAGCUGAGAUCAGAAGUGCCUCGAUCCCCAGUCAAAGGCCCCAAACCGGGCUUUGUUCCCGCUCCCCCUCCCCUCCCACCGCCGCCCCCAUCCCCACCAUCCGAGUCCGAGAUGGUCAAGGUCCGGACCCGCUCCGGGAAGGUGGUGCCGCUGAAUGACUCUUACCGGGCCAAUACCGUCCGAGUCGGCCGGGUAGUCUGGCCUCCGAGGAAGGAAGAGGAGCUGAAGUCUUCCGGUGUUCAGAUUGAUUGGGAUAAGGACGCCUUGGCAUCAGACGCAGGCCAACUGGACGAGCAAGUAGUCUCCAGGAAUUACCAGCCUACCAGUGAGAUCAAGAAGGCUAUCCACGCAGCUCACAAGUCCAAGGGGAUGGCUCCGGAAGCCUCCCUACAGACUCUAAUCAGCGCAAGAGCUAAGCAGCUCCAGGGCAAAUCGGAGGAGACCACUGCCAAACCCGUCCAACGUCCCCGUCCUUUGAAAUCCGCACUCAAGACCCCUCCGCCUGUCAAGCCCAAGAAAUUGACUCCCCGUCCCUCCCCGAACAAACUAAAUGUCCAGGAUGUGCACGCCGAAGCCAUGGCUAAGAUCCUAGCUAGGAAGGCUACCCUUGAUCGGAGGAGCCCUCAGAGUCCCCCCGUCACCCCAGCGCCUCCACCCCCACGCACGGCAUCCAAACCCCUCGGCAAAACACCCCCUGCUCCCCCACCACCCCCUCCACCAAUCUCAACUAUUCCAUCCAUCCGUGCCAAGGCAGAAGCCUUCCAACAGUCUCAACCUGUCGCCCGAUCGGAGAGCAAGCGGGAAGGUCCCAAGAGGAUCAUUCCCAAGAAACAGGAAGUGCACAAUGAGGCUAUGCACAUCUUGCAGUCACGUGGCCAUCGUGUGAGGACCAAUACAGAUUACGACAAGGAAGUGGUGGUUCCCCUCAUGUCCCCGCCGGAUGUUGAGCAGCUGGAGUCCCCACGCACCAAGGCCUUCCCGUCCAUCCCUGAUGUCUUCUACACUUACAACCGAGUGCGCUGGCGUCUUCACAUACGCAAAGAGGUGUUUACGCCUGGCGAGAGACUGGAGAAUCCUAUGGCCCAACAGCUUGUCUUCUAUCAGAUAGUGGCUGACACGUUCAGUAAGAGCUGCAUCCGGAUGAGUAUGGAGGAGAAACGACAAGUCAAGGCCGUGCUCGAUGCUCACGGUGUCAACCAACAGAAUGCUGCCCAGAAAAGCAAGAUGCGUAAGGACGUCAUCGAAAUGGCCCGCAAAUUUCCCCUCUACUUCUGCCGUUUCUUUGCCGUGACCGGAGGUAGAAAGAAUCGCCAAGUUGAGAUUCUAGGGGUCUCGGAGAACGGCAUCAGUUUAGUCAAGCGAGAAUACGACCAGACCAGAGACCAGUUGACUCAACUAGACCACAUCAGCUUCUCUGACAUCAAACAGAUUGAAGUGAGUGUUGCUGGUACGAUCAGGAUAACUCUGACUAACGACAAAGUCAUACCCCUGUUCACUCACAGGGCCCAGCUGAUCAAAGGCAUGAUAGAAGCCUACAUCAUCGACCUGGAGAGAGACUCACAGUACAUGCGAGCCAUCCAGGACUACAUCACCAGGGAAUCCACUCUACUGAGCUUCAGGAAAGGUGACAUCAUCAAACUGACGGCCAGGCACCCUGCUGCUGACUCUGAUUGGCUGUUUGGGAUGCUGGACGGUCGCACGGGCUUCUUCCCCAAGGAGAGCGUCAUUCCAGCCCCCGGCCCAGAGUCCCGCAAUCUCCUGGUCAGAAGAGGAAUCGCUGCUGAAUUGGUCAUCAGCAACCAGGAGGAACCCAGAAGACAGAAGCAAGAGGCGCGGCCCUCAGCCCCCAAGAGCCCUGAGAGACAGCCCACCCAGGAGGAACUCACCCGCUUCUCCAUGGUGGAAUUUGCCUCCAAGUACUUCCGAGAAAACCCCAACAAGUACGUGAUGCAGAGGAAGGAGGACGGCUCCAUCCGAGGUUCUCUCAAGUUCAUGGGGAACUUCAAGAGGUCUCGCAAGAAGAAUUCCAAGAAGAAGCCCAUCCAAGUGGACGAGCAGGAUUAUACUCAGUUCCUGGACGCCGUGUCCUACACCAACUCCCCGAUCCAGGUCUCCCUGCUGGAAUUCCCCGUGGCUGCCAUCAACAAACUCUCCCUGGAAUGCUUCCUGGCUCUCAUGAAGAUCAUGGGUGACUAUCCCCUGCGUUCUAAGCAAGACACCCCCAUUCAGCAGGCACUGUAUGAGAAAAUCAUCUUCAUCAUCAAGGCUUGCUUUGGACAUCGGGAGAUGUGUGAUGAGAUCUACUGUCAUGUCAUCAAACAGACAACCAGAAACACCAGCACCAAAAAGUUAAGCCUACUCCACGCCUGGCGGUUCUUCACCCUCCUCACGGCCUUCUUCCGAUGCUCCCCCACCCUCAAGCCCUACCUGUUCCAGUAUCUGACCAUGGUAGCCCAGACGGCCGAGUUCCAGUACGGCGGCAUGGCGGGCGUCUGUCUGUUCAACCUACGCAAGAGCUUCCGUCACGGCGGAAGGCGCUUGCUGCCCGGACCGGAGGAAGUGGGGAAUCUCCUGGCCGGUCGUUUAGUCCGUCGCCAGCAGGUCCACCUCCCAGGCAACCUGCGCACCAUGGUCAAGGUUUCCAACAGCUCAGUGGUGGUGGACAUCCUGGAGGAAUUGUGCACGGAGAUGGGCAUACAGCAACCAGCCGCCAUCGAAGAGUUUGGCAUCUUUGGACUGGUGCCUCAAAAGAACAAAGUGGUACCCUUGCAGCUGUCGGACUACUUGAUGGACGUGACGAACCACUUUGAGAAGCAAGGCUUUGAGUACGCGUUACUCUUCAAGAAGGUGGUGUGGUAUCAGCCCAUGAGUGUCAGUAACGAGUUCGCAUCGGCAACCAUCUACAACCAGGUCUUACCGGAUUAUCAGAGCGGUCGUCUGGUUGUCUUAGAGUUCAACACUCUGACUGAGCAGCAGAAAGCUAAGAUAGUCAGGCUGGCUAUCCUCAUGCACAGAGCAGCGGACAAGGUCCAGAUACCAACAGUGAAGGAUCUGCCGGACCUCUUACCAGCUAAUGUGAUCAACCAUAUCAACAGCCAGCAGUGGUUGAACCUGAUCCACAGUGAACUCCCCCUGCUGGAAUCGAUGAGUCCACACCUGGCCCGGACGGAGUUUGUCAACACGGUCAUCAAGUGGCGGCUGUUCGGAUCCAGCUUCUUCGACGUGGUGCAUGUGUCAGACUCCCGUGUUGGUGGAGGGUGCCUUCUUGCCAUCAACAAAACAGGAGUGCACUUCUUGCAUCCACAGUCUCAUGAAGUACUGGUGACUCACGGCUUCCAUGAAGUGGUUUCCUCGCACCACCUGAAGGGAGACGGCAGGCAGUACGUGGACCUGAAAUGUGGAAACCUGAUGGUGCAGAAAGUCACCAGGAUCCAGACCAACCAGUGCACUGAGAUCAUCAAUGUCAUUGGGCAACACAUGCAACGCCAAGUCACCAGCGGUCACCAGCCCGACCAGCCAGACAGCAUAGCCGACUUCAACAACCUGGCCUCCCCCAAGUACCCACCCAGCCAGGGCCAGGAGAGCCCCAACAAUCCGGCCAAGCGAUGGGGCGGGGUGGCCACGCCCAUCCAGGAGGUGACCAAGCAAUCCAACGUGGCCCGGUCCCCGAGCGCACUGUCCGAUUACAACCGGGGGGCCAACGUGGCCCGGUCCCCGAGCGCACUGUCCGAUUACAACCGGGCGGGGUCGCCAAGUGGUUACCGGGCGGGGUCCCCGAGUCGCCUGUCCCCGCGGCGACCCUCCCCGGCGUCAUCGAUCAGCGAGCCGGAGGUUUCGGAGCCACGCCCGUCGUCACCGAGGAGGCCUCCGAGUCCGUUUGACAACAGACCCCGGCAGCUGGACUCCAAUUGGGUCUUGGCGCCCAAGGAUGCCGAGAGGGGCCACGCCCGGAUGCCUUCCUGGGACCGCUCCUCGGGCAGCGCCCGGGAUUCCUCAGACGGAGAACCUUACAACCGCUCCUCCCCAGUACUUCCUCCUGCGUCAUCGGGGAACAUCUUGAAGAUGGGGAUGCCGCGAUCGGCCGCCACCAGGCAGGCAUCGAAACAGGCUGCACCUGCUGUUGCGAACGGCAACCUGCACGGCAAUCGCAUGGGGAGAGGAGCUGUGCCUGGUGCUUACAAUGGCCGGAAGUAAGUGCCUCAACACCAACGUAAUAUUUCCAUUAUCAAAGUACGAGGUUUUUAAUUUUACUAACUAAAUCAAAUAAAAAUGGCCGCUGAUCUUUGGAUAGGUAUCCCUUUCACCCUUUCCAUACUUCUGGUCUAAAUCCAGUUGUGGUCCAAGCUUCCAGUCAUUUUCAUACACCAUAAGUACUGAAGUGACGUGGUUUCUGCCUUAAAAUAUGAAAAUUGCUUUAUCAAAUUUAUAAAAAUCUUUCCGUCCAAGCAUGAUGAAUGUUUAUGUUGUAUAUCUCUUUUCAAACAGUGGAGGAAUAGAUCCUUCAAUAGUAAAACAGUAUCUAGACAUUGAAUGCAAGUGAAAGAGAAGUCAAUGCAUAUUAUUCAUUACUGCCGUAGGGCAUCACCAGCGCUUUCAAGCGGGAGGUGCCAGGUUCGAAACCACACCGGGUCACCUUAGUUGAAAGAAACACGUUGAAUUGCCUUUAAAAUAAUAACAUAAUUUUAAGCAUUGACAGUCUAUAGACCAUUAUCAUGUUGCGGCCAUCUUGAUGUUUUAUUCAUUCAAAUCAACGUAACCAAAGCGAGGCUGGAAGGAAAAAUAGUCUGGUUCCUUUUUUGCACAAAAAAUAUUAUCAUUCAGUACUGUUAUUGGAUACAGGGAACAUGACUGAAAUGGUGGCAGCAUGAUAAAGGUCUUUUGGGAUCACCACGCAGUGUCAUCGGGGAUCAAACAAAAUACUUGGAUGGCGUAUUGACAAAGUGGGCGGGGCUUAGUUUUGAUUAAACUCCGCCCACUUUGUAUGUGUGCAACAACCCGUGUGUUUCCCUAAUGCCACUUGGUUGAGCAGUCACAGCUGUGAUUGGUCCAAAACAUUGGGGGGAGGAGCCUAAUGGGUGGGGCUACAGACUGGACACCACCCACAGAAAUUUAGAAACCAUAAAAUUCAGAGAUUUUCUUGAGCAUUAUUAAUUCAAAACUGUUUUCAAUUCUGAGCCUGAACGUCUGUAUUCACACAUUCUAUUUCGAUGUUUAAUUCCCAGUCAUUCCAAUUAUUUCAAAACUGCCGUAAAUCUUAUUGCCUUUGAAAUAGAGUUGUAUUUAUAAGAGUGAAUUAUAUAAUGAUAGAUUUGUAUUGAUUGAAUAUAUUUACUUAGAGAUUUGUUGAAUACUUUUGCCAAAUGCAUGUAGUUAGUAUUAAGUCUUUAUAUAUAGUAAGCGGAUGUUUGUAUAUAAUUAUGAUCAUACUUACAGCAGAUUUAUUCAUAUGGACACGCUGUCUUCAUAUGUGAUUUCCUUUUUAAAGAAAUAAUAUGCCUAUUUAUAUAUCUUUUUAUAUCAGAAUUAUAUCAAAUCUCAAAAGUACUCGGAAAUUGAAAAGCGGUUUUGCCACAGAUGAAGAUGUGUAAAUUUACAAAUGCUUGAUAUAUAAUUUAAAGAAACUGAUGAAGACGACGAUUGUAUUUUGAUUUUUGUACAUUUGAAUGCAGAAAUAAAGAAAAGAAAGACUUACUGGUGCAUAUUUAAAUAGAAAUAAUUUGAAGUAUUCAGCUGUUUAAUGAAGUUGUCCAACUCAAAACAAAAUGGUAUUCCUUUAAAUUUUCUGGCGAUGUGUACAGCUCAUGUUUUCUUUCUGAAAGAAAAGGAAUGUCUGUUAUUGUUUCUUUUUGUUCAAGUCUGUUUAAUUGUAAAUCAAUGCAGCUGUGGAGAAAAGCUAUCGGUAGAAUCAGUUUAUUUUAAAGACAUCAAUUGUUUAGAGGCUUAAUCCGUGUACUGCACAUGUAUGUACAAUAUGUACACUGCCUGUUAUCUUGAAAGCAACUGCCAAUACUAGUGGCUGUUUCCACUUUUCUUGACGAAGUUUUGCGUAAUUGUUAGGAUCUUUGUAUUUUAUAAAUGUUAAUGAAUAUUGUGAAAGUUUCAUUGGAACUUUAUGAACUCUUUGGAACCCUUCAAAGUUUACAUAAAGAAUCAUAGUGUGACUGUGUAGGCCCACCAGAACAUUAAAGGGUUUUGAACAGUAUAAUGUACGAGUUAGUACAGUGUAUUCAGUGUUACACCACCAAAAAUUACGUUGUUGAAUUAUACCAGAAACAAACAAAGGAAAUUCCUUGUGGUGAAUUUUGGAACCUUUUCAACGAGUCAAACCUUGUAAAGGCGUUAGACUUCGUUCCAACUUCAUCCCGUCCAUUUUGUUUUGCAACAAGAAUAUCCUCGCUGUUAAAUAAAAAAAAAAUUUAAAAUAGGCAUCUCUCUUCCCUUUUGUAUUGGGAUGUCAUCUUCCAGGAUUCAUUCACUUUUCUUGAACAGAUAUCUUAUGUUGCUUUUACAUUUAAAAAAAAUGGCAACUUUUCGCUUGAGUUAAUUUGGUCUUAACAAAAUCCUGGAAUCUGUUUUUUCUUUGGUAAAUGUGUAAAAAAUAUUUCCGUGCCUAGAAAAAAAAUCUGCAAACUUAAAAAUUCUUGUUCAACUUUACUUUUGUAAAAUGUUGAAAUUUGUAGUCUGGUAGCUGUCAGAUGAAAUUAGUGCCAAAAAUAGGAUACAUUUUUUUAGUAAUUUUUUUUUUAUAUUUGUCUUUUUUUAUAUUGUCUUCUGCUUUUAUCGCCCAUCGAUGCAAGCCAAGCAAACAGCGUUCGCUCCACAUUCCAAAAUAAGACAUUCAUGAAAAAUAUUUUCUUUUGAAAAAAUAAUUUCAUAUAUACUUGUAUUUAGUGCCUACAUAUGUAUGCUACAAAUUAAGUUUAAUAUACAGUAAGGACAGGACUUUUGUCGAUUAUGGCAGAGGGCUAGCAUAGUGUUCUAAUUGACUAACUGGCGGACUCACUUAUGCACCGGGCAGUGCUAUUGUAUAGGAUUACCUAUAACGCCAAAUCUGGCCCAUUGUGUAGACAAGAUGCAUAAAAAACUUCCAAUGCAUAGCAAUUUUGAAUAAAUUGAAACAAAUUCUGUGCACUAUAGGAUCAGAUUUACAAGUCUCGCCUCAUCUUGUUCACGUAUUUUAUGUAUUUUUACAGUUACUUGGAAGAAAAAAAAGAAAGCUGUUUUUAAUUUUUGAGCAGUGUUAUGAUCGCAGAUACUAGAAUAUAUAGAGUUAGGGGAAGUCAAUUUGUAGACUUUUAAAACAGUAGUUUUCUUUUCUACUUUGAAAAUGGUAUUUCAAUUGAAAUUGAGUAUAAAACUCUGUAUUAUUUUGUCAUUCACCCACCAUAUUAAUUUCAGAAGUCAAUGCCUUUCAAUUUACUGCCGAAAACUCCUUUGAUUUGAUAUACUGCCGAAAACUCCUUUGAUUUGAUAUAUUUUGAGUAACACCUAAUAUUGUUAAAGAAGUUACGACAGUUUUAUACAUGUAGCUCAUUAAUGUCGUAUUAACCCAAGUUUCACGUAUUUUUGUUUUGCCUUAUAGAAUUUAGUGUACCAUACAUAUACACAGAUGGAGUAAAAAGAAAAAUUGCAGAGAAUUAAACUGAGCUUUUUAAAAGUUUAUUUUAAUGCAUCUGUAUUAUCGCAAUUGAUGAUUGGACAACCACGAUGAAUAUUGAAAUGUUUAUGCCAAAUAAUUUUUUUAUAAAAAUGAUGCUACAAAAUGUCGUAAUUUGCUAUUUUUCUAAUAAAUUAUUGAUCCAAGAUUAACCAGA